AUGUUUNUCUUUAUUGCUUUGCGGGUUGAACUGUAUGGUUGCCCAACAGGUUUUGACCCACCACUUGGAAUGAAUUCCAGAGAACUUAUUGAUGGAAGAAUUUUAGCAACAUCAAUAGAGAGCGCAAUCUACAAAGCCAGUUAUGGCCGACUUCUCCUUAGUAUUGGUGGAGGUGGCUGGUGUGCAAGUCUUCAAAAUACUGAACAGUAUUUAGAAAUCACUUUAAAAACUCAACAAGGGAGUUCAUUCCUAGUAACAGCUCUGGCCACACAAGGGGUAUUGAGUAAAAACAGCUGGGUCAAGUCAUAUUACUUUUCGUAUAGCAUGAUCAGUGCACCGUCGUGGAUUUAUUACCAUGAUCAUAACGAGAAAAAGCUUUUUGUUGGAAACCAAGAUGAAAACACUGUGGUCAAAAACCAUUUCAUGGGCUUUGUUUUGGCUAGCAAAAUACGUAUUCAUCCACAAACCUGGGAAAACAGUAUUUGCCUUCGAGCUGAAGUUUAUGGCAUUGAUUAUCAUAGUUCAAGUAAUUGCUGGGUUUUUAAGGGAGGGAGAAAGGAAGGUCAAGGAAGGAAGCAGGGAAGCAGGGAAGCAGGGAAGCAGGGAAACAGGGAAGCAGGGAAGCAAGUCUUGAGUAUGGAUGUCUUGAGUCUUGAGUCUUGA
Messenger RNA from Orbicella faveolata, 663 nucleotides. RefSeq lists its product as uncharacterized. The record is from RefSeq and is a predicted model, not a curated record. Gene Ontology annotation, molecular function: calcium ion binding. Lineage: Eukaryota; Metazoa; Cnidaria; Anthozoa; Scleractinia; Merulinidae.